Molecule: messenger RNA, 2882 nt
Organism: Uloborus diversus
Lineage: Eukaryota; Metazoa; Arthropoda; Arachnida; Araneae; Uloboridae
Exons: 4
Coding region: 196-450 (84 amino acids)
Source: RefSeq, a predicted model, not a curated record
GUGGUUUACUCAGCGUUUCACGUUGCAUAGAAACCGUGCCUCUGUGUUUACAACUUAUUAGCUAUUGAUUAUUAAGACUAUUAAAGUUAGGGGUCCUCUGAAAUAAUGACCUGAUAUUCUUUGCAAGCAUUGAUCUCGAAUGUAUGCAAGGGUUCUUUUAAUAAAAUCUGCUAUCUAAUUGACAUUAUAAAAAUCAUGGCAAGUAAUGCGCUUAACUUCGUGAUCCUUUUUGUUGUUUGUGAAUUUGUUUUGCAAAUCAAUGCCAUUCCGUGGAGCCAAUUAUCAGGGCAGAACAAAAAUGAACCCCCAAGAUUGGUGUCCCCUGGUUUUGCUUUCAUAGCUUUAAUAGCUUUUGUUUUGUUUAUUAUUUUAAUGGUGCUGAUAGUGUUCUACAAACGGGAUAAAGGUAUCAGAGGAAAUGAGAAGACUUUGUUCCUUACACCAUAUUAGAACUGGUUUGAGUAAAAUGUGAUCUUGAUUGAUUGUAUAUUGUGGUUAAAGAUUCGUUUUUUAAAUAAAAAAAUAUGAACAUGAGUUGUUAUAAAUGAAAUUGACAAUAAUGUAUGUACAUUAUGAUUCUGUCACUCAUGAAGUAUGUAAAAAAGUUUGCAUAUCUUGACAUUAAAUGUUAUAACAAAUGAUGGAAAAAAAGAUUAUUAAAUUGUUGAGUUCCUUUGUUCCUUUAAUUAGAAACUUUUUAUGAGGUUAGCGAUUUUUGUGAUUGAAUGAUAAAUUUUAUCGAAUGGCUGCAGUGGUAGGAUGGGAGAGGGAGCACAGUCUAUCCAACAUUCUCCAAAAAAGUGUUUUCUUUUUUAUAAUAUAAUAGUUGGUUGAACGUGUGUAAUGUGGCAGCCCAAAUGUUUAAGUACAGGAUUUGUGACUGAAGGGUUACAGGUUGUACUCUGGACAAUCAAAGACCCUCCAUGUAUGUUAAUGGGUUAUAACUUAACCUAGUUUUUAUCUUUACUUUUUUGAAGUGAAUUGGAGGCAUACCAUGAAUGCAGACCUUUCACUGGUGAGCUAAACUAUUUUGUGCUACAAGUGUGAAGGUAUAUGUAGCUUCUAAAUGACGCUAUUGGCCCUACAACUCUUUUAUUGCUAUUCCAGGGUGAUGAGAGCAAAACUGCACUGUCUAAAUGCUGUAACUGAGCUGUGCAGCAUUAUCUUGCCUAUAGGUUUCAUUCAAAAGGUUAGAUAAGUGUUAGUUUUCACCUUUUAAUACAUUUUAGGGUUAUUAACUGUACAUUCCAAAUCCGUCCAUUUACAUACAUAUCAUUAUACACAUGGAUUUUCUAUGAUAACAAUGCUGGUGAGGUAUACAUUUAAUUUGAUACCUAUUAGAUUUUACUACCAAUGGUGCAAGUACAAAUGCUGUCUUUUGCAAAAUAUUCCUUUUACUAGUGCUACGUUUUUAUAAUGACUAUAUUAAAAAUAAUAGAUUUGCUUAUCAAUGCCAAUCGCUCAUUAUAUAUUAUACAAAUAUAAACCCUUCCUAUUCUGAAAAAAAGAGAAAAAAAAAAGCGUAGGAAAUUAUGCUGACAAGAGUUUUCACUUUGCAGCAGGAAAAAGUUUUGUAUUCCUCCUUGGUCUUACUUCUUUAAUUGCUAUCUAAUGAAAAUCCUUGCUUUUAUUUACUGUCAUACUGAAUGUAAAGUAUUUAUUUUGAUUAUUUUUAAUUAGAAAAUCUGCUACGCUUUAUAUUAUGGCUAUGUGUGAGGAUUAUACUCUUAAAGAAGUAUCUCAUCAGUGAAUUCCCAUUUUGAUGUCUAGAUAAUUUCAUAUUAAGUGUUAUGUAUAUUAUUUAAGAUUUAAAAGAAGAUUAACAACAUGCUGGAUUAAAAAAUAGCUAUAACUGUUGAUUUUUCAGAAAGAUGGUGGUGGAUUCUGAAAAAGUGUAAGUGAAAGAAUGAAAUACAGUAGACCCUUGUUUUACAUGGGGGUUACAUUCCACAGAAAUGCUGCGUAAAUCAAAACCAUAUAAAUUAAGACUUAAUAGUUGGGUUAAAAUAAGGGUUUAAUUCCAUAGAAUUAAAAAAAAAAAUAAAAAUCAUUCCAGUGAUGACUAAUUUUAUAGUAAGUUUAAUGUAUACUUAUAUCGAAAUAUAUGCACAACAUGCAUUAAAACAUAAAUCAUUUUUGUGUUUAUAAAAAGGAGCUGGCUGUGAUAUUUUUUUUUUUUUUUUUUUGGCAGACAUUAAGAAUUUUUCUCUGUAGUUCUUUGCAGAUCAUAAACGCAUCCAUGAUCACUUGCGUCAUUUGCAUCUUCCUUCACUAACACCAUCAAAAAGAUCAUUUGUCAAGGAAUGGCUCAAAAUUUUUUUCAAUGUGACGUUUUUGGUUGUAUGUCAUCGAUGUCGGUAUCUUGGUUGGUUUUGACCUCUUUAGUCACUACUAAAAGCUCUUCUUCCAGUGAAUUCUUAACUGUAUGAGUUUAAUAGUUUUACUCCUGGAAAGAGCUCUGGAACCAAUUGCAUUAAAUGUCUCCAGUGGCCAAGCUCGAUUAUUAACACGUCAAAAUGCAGUUUAUUAUAUGCACUCUCAGGAGUUUGGAUUUUGAAAGAGUGAAAAAUUUUAUCUGUUUGCAUUGCUGUGAUCCUCAUAAAACCAAAACUCAUCCACGUAAAAUAAAAUAAAGGUGUCAAAUCUUAAACUGUGUAAAAUCAAAACCACGUAAAACAGGGGUCUACUGUAUUAUUUUACAUAUCCAUCGUAAUUUAAGACAAAAUAUAUGUUCUUGUUUCUUUUGAAUAUGAAUUUAAAGCUGAUAAACUAUUUAACCAUUGUAUACAAACCAGUGAUUAGGGACCUUUUUGCACAGAAUGCCAUAUUAAGUUUUGCUGCAGGUAUAAAAUGUUUUAAUUUGACCUGAUUCUUGAAUGAGU